Messenger RNA from Sphenostylis stenocarpa, 444 nucleotides. NCBI's taxonomy places the organism in Eukaryota, Viridiplantae, Streptophyta, Magnoliopsida, Fabales, Fabaceae. The record is from the annotation of a GenBank genome assembly.
AUGCGAGCCAGAGGCAGUACAUCCUUUCCGGUAAGCAGUACGUGUGGGUGUGCUUAUUUGAGAGUCACCAAGGAAGUAGUAGAAAUGUUGAAGAGGAGACAACCCGCUCUUGAAAGACUAUGCGCGUCGCGUGCUCGAUCUAGCAAUUGUUUUGAUGAACUGUCAUUCAAAAAGAAAGAAGAGAAAGAAAUGGAGGGUGGCGCCUACAUAACAGGUUGCUUGCUUACCAAGCCAUCCUGGCUUUUCGCUCCUCCAGGUCGGGAUAUCCCCGCCCUCCGAACCGGACGUGAAGGUCUCCCCUCAUCCGGCUCUCCGCAGGGGAAUCUCCACUCACUGCUUCCCCUAAUAUCCUCCCUUUACCACAUCAUGGGGGUUUACAGGAGAUCCCAGAGGCUCGCUCGGAAAGGCUGCUAUACCAUACCUUUUGACUCCACUCUACUCUAG